This is a messenger RNA of Jaculus jaculus (lesser Egyptian jerboa), 809 nucleotides long. RefSeq names its product Rab acceptor 1 (gene Rabac1). The transcript is spliced from 5 exons. Gene Ontology annotation, cellular component: Golgi apparatus. The record is from RefSeq and is a predicted model, not a curated record. The coding region runs from base 104 to 661 and encodes 185 amino acids. NCBI's taxonomy places the organism in Eukaryota, Metazoa, Chordata, Mammalia, Rodentia, Dipodidae.
CGGGCGCAUCCUCCCUGCGACUGGGAGCGGCGCCACGUCUGGUCCGCUGAGCGGGUUUCCUGGGAGGCUGGCUGCAGCGGUUCAACCCACAGAAGACCCAGACAUGGCGACCCUGAAGGACCAGCAGAAGGAUGCCGAGGCGGAAGGGCUGAGUGCCACGACCCUGCUGCCCAAGCUGAUUCCGUCCGGCGCCGGCCGGGAGUGGCUGGAGCGGCGCCGCGCCACCAUCCGGCCCUGGGGCACCUUCGUGGACCAGCAGCGCUUCUCGAGACCCCGCAACCUGGGCGAGCUGUGCCAGCGCCUGGUCCGCAACGUGGAGUACUACCAGAGCAACUAUGUGUUCGUGUUCCUGGGCCUCAUCCUCUACUGCGUGGUGACGUCCCCCAUGCUGCUUGUGGCCCUGGCUGUCUUCUUUGGCGCCUGUUACAUUCUCUACCUUCGCACUUUGCAGUCCAAGCUUGUGCUUUUUGGCCGAGAGGUGAGCCCCGCCCAUCAGUACGCCCUGGCCGGGGGCGUCUCCUUCCCGUUCUUCUGGCUGGCAGGGGCUGGCUCGGCAGUCUUCUGGGUCCUGGGGGCCACCCUGGUGGUCAUCGGCUCCCACGCCGCCUUCCACCAGGUCGAGGCUGUGGAGAUGGAGGAGCUGCAGAUGGAGCCCGUGUGAAGGCAGGCCUCCCUGCCCAUGCCCGGCGGCCUCCUCCCUGCCCGGUCCCAUCCCGCCUGGCACGGCCGCUCUGCCCGCAGGCGUGCUCCCAUCUCCAGCCCAGAGGUGGCCCUGCCCUGGGCAAUAAAGCCACCCCAGUCGCAGCUUA